AGGACGAAGACCGUGAAGAAAUCCUCUCGACAGGUGAUUGAGAAGUAUUACUCUCGUAUGACACUCGAUUUUCACACCAACAAGAAAGUUCUUGAGGAAGUGGCUAUCAUCCCUUCGAAGAGGCUUCGGAACAAGAUCGCCGGCUUCUCGACCCACCUUAUGCGCCGGAUUCAGCGUGGCCCAGUCCGUGGCAUCUCGCUGAAGCUGCAGGAGGAAGAGCGCGAGCGCCGAAUGGACUUCGUCCCCGAGGAAUCCGACAUCAAGGUCGACCACAUCGAAGUUGACUCUGAUACAUUGGAUAUGCUCGCAUCUAUUGGCAUGGCGGAUCUCCCAGGGGUGGAGAAGAUGACUGAGGCUCCCACUGCCCCUGUUUUUGCUGGCCGUCCGGCAUUUGUGAGAAGGGUCUAAGUCUUGCCACCCCUAUUUCUUUUAGUAUUCUGCUUGAGUUUGUUAAAUUUUGCUUGUUUAUG
This is a messenger RNA of Phalaenopsis equestris, 470 nucleotides long. Its product is annotated as 40S ribosomal protein S17-3-like. The record is from RefSeq and is a predicted model, not a curated record. Gene Ontology annotation, biological process: translation. NCBI's taxonomy places the organism in Eukaryota, Viridiplantae, Streptophyta, Magnoliopsida, Asparagales, Orchidaceae. The annotation marks the transcript as partial. The transcript has a single exon. Gene Ontology annotation, molecular function: structural constituent of ribosome. Gene Ontology annotation, cellular component: ribosome.